AUGGGAGUGGAACCACUCACUGAAGAUCAGCUUGCAGAAGGAAAGACGUUCGUGGAGGUACAAGCGAAAGAUGCCAAGUAUAUCGCCGCGUGUGACCGGCUGAGAACGGUAGGGUUGGAAGCAUAUCACAUUGUUGGCGUUCGUUUUCGACCUAGCAGGAAGCGCCCGCUACAGUCUUGUAUAGCAGGCCCCAUUCCGCAAGACAGUGGACGCAACAAAGAAGCAGUGGCUGACCAGGGCAACUACGAAGAAGAGGAUAAGGGCGAUAACGACGAAAAGGGCUCCGAGCCUGAGGACAACAACCGUUACUCGUCGAGGGUAAGCCGGCAGAAGAACGCCUGGGCGAAGCGCGAGUUCGAUAGGAUGUUCACAGGGCCGGAAUAG
This is a messenger RNA of Ascochyta rabiei, 384 nucleotides long. RefSeq lists its product as uncharacterized. NCBI's taxonomy places the organism in Eukaryota, Fungi, Ascomycota, Dothideomycetes, Pleosporales, Didymellaceae. Bases 1 to 384 code for a protein of 127 amino acids. The transcript has a single exon. The record is from RefSeq and is a predicted model, not a curated record.